This is a messenger RNA of Uncinocarpus reesii 1704, 1470 nucleotides long. RefSeq lists its product as uncharacterized. Bases 1 to 1470 code for a protein of 489 amino acids. The transcript is spliced from 4 exons. The record is from RefSeq and is a predicted model, not a curated record. NCBI's taxonomy places the organism in Eukaryota, Fungi, Ascomycota, Eurotiomycetes, Onygenales, Onygenaceae.
AUGGAUGCCUCGAAAGCCGAACACCAUCCCUGGUUCUAUAGUCACACGGAGAAGUACCUCCCAACCUCGAAACCAACGGCGCCUCGAAUGAUUCAAAGAUAUCAGCCGAUAAAGACUCCUCGGACAUUGUAUCCUACACACGGUGUCUCGAUUAUACCAUCUUUAGACAAUCUUUCGGCGUGCCAAAACUUGUUCGCAAAUAGCACCAACUUCGCUUGUAGCAGCACUUGUGAUGUCUUUGAAGUUGACGAGGAUGGAAGAGGGACCUGGAACUAUUGCUUGGGAGACGAGAAGCUAGUGGCGUAUUUGAAGGUAUGCCACUACAUCUAUUCCUCAUUUUUACCAUUGACACGGCUUUCUCAGUCCUUCUCGCUUGGUCAAACCCGAAUGCCUUCACAGCACUUGAAACUCAGGGCAAUAUUUUGCACCCUUCGUCGAUACCCAGGGACCAGCUUUGGAUACCAGGUAUCUUUGACAAGCCCCACUGCAGAAGAAUUGCUCACAGGACUCCGUGCUUCUCCUCAUUUUUUUUCGCUUAUGCUGGGAGAGCCUGAUUACUGGGCCCCUCUAUACAUUCCCACCAGGAGUGACAAUGGGGUGAGCCGGGCAGAAGCCAUGUGGCAGCAUCCUCGCUAUAAUAUCCAUACUAGGCAGCAGCCGUGCUCAGUCUACAUGGGGUACGACUUUUCCGAGGCAUGUACUACCUAUAUUAUCGUAAGUGGUGAAAACGAAGGAUACGUGGAAAGGACAAAGGGUAGACUUAGCGACUACUUCCACCCAGAGGGAGGGCUGUCUGCUACUGCUACUGAACAGAUCAACGACCCGUUUCUCCUACAAAGUAUCCUCUGCCACGAAUCCCUAACAGAUGGGAAGGAGAACAUGAGAAAACUCCGCCACCGACUCUAUGAUCAGCUUGACAUUGUUGGCGAAUACGCGAAGGAGCCGUUCGACAAGAGUAACCUUAAGGAAAUGACAAACCAGCUACACCUAAUAUCUCAGGACGUAGACUCCGUUCUCGCAAGCACGGAGAUGGCCGGCAUGAUAUCCCGUCACAUGGCGCAUGUCCGCCAGAGAAUGUUGGACAUAUCGCCAAAUACAUUUCGGAAAAGCAACAUUGGCGAAGCCCUGGUGUAUCUUGUAGAUUCCAUUGACGCCCAGAAGCGUUGGCUGCACAGCUUGAAAUCUAGAAAGGACAUUGCGAUGAACCUUGUUUUCAACCUGGUGACGCAGCAGGACAGUGAGACCAGUACCAGCAUUGCCCGCGACACCAAGGAUGAUAGUGCAUCGAUGAAAAUCAUUGCGGUAAUGACGAUGCUCUUCCUGCCCACAACAGCGGUUUCUGGGUUUUUCAGUAUGUCUUUCUUCACAAGCCCUGAUCCUCUGCAGGCAUCGACGACCAUUUGGCUCUUUGCAGCAGUUACGUUUCCACUGACCGUUCUUAUCAUUUUGGGCAGCAAGUGCAGUGUCUGA